Molecule: messenger RNA, 1410 nt
Organism: Aplosporella prunicola CBS 121167
Lineage: Eukaryota; Fungi; Ascomycota; Dothideomycetes; Botryosphaeriales; Aplosporellaceae
Exons: 2
Coding region: 1-1410 (469 amino acids)
Biological process (GO): regulation of translational fidelity
Cellular component (GO): cytoplasm
Molecular function (GO): double-stranded RNA binding; nucleotidyltransferase activity; tRNA binding
Source: RefSeq, a predicted model, not a curated record
AUGCCCGAGACCAAGAUCCUGCCCAUUGACGCGACGAAGCUAGGCAAAAUCACCGUGUCCCGGCCAGAGGGCGCAGACGCGCUGCUUGAAGAGUGGGACAUCGAGUGGGCGGCCUCCGGGCCCGACGUCGCGCACCUGCGGCAAGCGGCGCAAGAGCUGCGGGAAGGGAAACUGCCCGUCGCCUUCCCGACCGAGACGGUGUACGGGCUGGGCGCGGACGCGACGUCGUCGGCCGCCGUGCGCGGCAUCUACGCCGCCAAGCAGCGCCCGGCUGAUAACCCGCUCAUUGUGCAUUUUGCGUCGCUGGGGCAGCUGCGUGAGCUGCUGCGUAAUGGUGUGGACGACGCUCCAGACCCCAUCCCCAAGAUCUACCACCCACUGAUCCGGCGGUUCUGGCCGGGGCCCCUCACGCUCAUCAUGCCGCUGCCCUCGCCCUCGCCCCUCGCGCCCGAAGUCACAGCCAACCUAACAACAUUCGGGGCGCGGAUGCCGCGCUCCGCCAUCGCGCUGCUGCUGAUCGCGCUCGCCGAACGGCCCAUCGCCGCGCCCUCUGCCAACGCGAGCACCAAGCCCUCGCCCACGGCCGCCGAGCACGUCUACUUCGACCUGCAGGGGCGCAUCGCGACGGUGCUGGAUGGCGGGCCGUGCGACGUCGGCGUUGAGAGCACGGUCGUGGACGGGCUGGGCCAGACGCCUGUCGUGCUGCGGCCGGGGGGCGUGAGUAUGGAUGAGUUGCGGGCUUGUGAGGGGUGGGAGGACGUGAGGGUCGCGUAUAAGGAUAAGGCGGAGAUGGUGAAGGGGGAAGGCGAUGGUGAGGGUGAGGGCGACGCGCCCCGUGCCCCUGGCAUGAAGUACAGGCAUUACUCGCCGCGGGCGACGGUGGUGUUGUUUGAGGCCGGGGCCGGCAUGCCUGGGAAGGCGGAUCUGGAGGGCAGGAAGAGCGUCGGGCUUAUUAGGACCAAGAGCUGGCCUGAAGGCUGCGGCGUUGUGCCGAAGCGGGCAGAGAACAGGGACACAGCAGCAGCAAAGGAAGAAGACGAAGCACCACAACCAGCGCACCCAAAGACACCUACACCAACACCAGCAACAGCACCCCCCAGCUUCUCCAACCUCACAGAAGCAAUAACGCUGCGCCCCGUGCCGCAGCCGCGCCUCCUCAGCAACAGCGCAAACGAAACCGAAACCGACGCCGCAGGCCCAGCGGAGGUCUGGGAAGUCAAUCUCGGCACCGACACCAAAGCCAUAGCGCGAGGCCUAUUUUCGGCGCUGCGCGAGCUAGACCGCAAAGACGUCGAGGCGAUUUUCGUGGAAGGCAUCGAUGAGCGCGAGGGCGAUGUCGCGGCCGCGGUCAUGAAUCGGCUGCGCAAGGCGGCUGAGAAGGUGGAGCCUGUGACGAGGGGUGGGGGUUGA